Molecule: messenger RNA, 3675 nt
Organism: Branchiostoma belcheri (Belcher's lancelet)
Lineage: Eukaryota; Metazoa; Chordata; Leptocardii; Amphioxiformes; Branchiostomatidae
Exons: 18
Coding region: 1-3675 (1224 amino acids)
Biological process (GO): TRAIL-activated apoptotic signaling pathway; positive regulation of extrinsic apoptotic signaling pathway
Cellular component (GO): cytoplasm; CD95 death-inducing signaling complex
Molecular function (GO): caspase binding; death receptor binding
Source: RefSeq, a predicted model, not a curated record
AUGGCGGGGAACCAACAAGACAGUCUACCGGUUGAGGUGCCGAAAGUUUUUGACAAAGUCAUCAAAGGCGUCAGUCACAAGUGGGACGACCUGGCCCGGAAACUGGGAUUUGACCGGAAUGAGAUCAAAGGCAUCGGAACCACAGAACGCAGUCCUGACGACAGGUGCAGAGAAGUGCUGGAAAGGUGGAGAAACAAGAACGGAAAGAAAGCUACUCUACAGGUUCUGGAACAGGCCCUCGAGAACAUUGAUGAAAGGCUGACAGCAGAGAGAUUAGUUGGCAAGAAAACAAGAUGGAAAAGGAAGAGGAAAAGAAAAAGAAAACAGCCCCACAAAGAAGAUUCAUCAGAAGAGUCAUCUUUGAUGGAGAAUGAUCCGCAUAAUGGACCUUCCCCCAGACACAACUAUUUCCCACCUGUAGCCAAAGCUGUUGGGUCCUCCUGGGUGAAGUUUGCAGAAGAUCAGCUGGGCCUGACUGCACUAGACAUCUACAACAUCCAACUGAGGCAGCCUUACAGCAAACAGCAGCAGGCGUUACAGGCCCUGGAGCUGUGGAGGGACAGGCAUGGCAGGAAGGCCUGUAGGGUGAAGCUGGCAGAAGCUCUCAGGAAGGGAGGGUUCCUACGUGCUGCAGAUGAACUUGACAAUGGUCACGAAGUCAAAGUAAAUGGAUUCAUCACAAAGAAGCCUGCACACAUUCCUAACCACAAACAGUGGACAGAGCCCAGUCGUAAAAAGAGGAAGACCCGGGAUUCCUGUGGCUGUUCACUUCAGAUAAAACAGGAAUCAAAACAUUCUUACCAUGGUGCAUGUGCUGAAUCAAAUGGUACCAACGGACGGAACAGAGUGGACCAGAGAGCGGGAACAAGCAGUAACGGAACACGACAUCUCAACGGGACAGAACAUGGUCAUGAGACAAACUCCACAAGCUCACGGUCAAGUCAACAACAUGAAUCGUCAAGUUCCACUAGUUCAAGUUCAACUUGUUCAAGUUCAACUAGUUCAAGUUCAACUAGUGGAGGGGAAUCAGAGUCUGAUGAAGGUCCUCCCCUCAUGCAACCAUUAAAUGUCAAACUGGAAGGAAAACAGCAGAAUGGGAAGAGCAGCAGGAAAAGGAGAAAACUUCAGAGUAGAGCCGCAAGACAGAAAAAAAGGACAAAGGUUGACCCUGAGGCAGGGGAGAUGCCUGAGUCUAUUAAAGAUGAAGCUGACAGGACUGGUUCAGCUGAUGAUAAAAGCACCAUUUAUCACACAAUUGUGGAAAAUGGUGAAAAAGUUUUUGACAACGAAACUGUUCAGGAUUAUCAUAAGUUUAAAAAAUGUGUAAAAUCCCUCCGACGAAUUGCAUCAGCUGUGCCUGAUAAUGAUGAUGAUGAUGAUGAUAACAAACCAAAGCUUACGUCUGGGGCAAAACUAAAGAUAAGGAAAAGAGUCAAUGAUAAGAUUGCAGAAGUGGCCCAGGUAAUUUUCAGAGACAGAGUACUUGAUCCAGAAAACAGACAACUAUAUCACAAAAUGGCGCAGUGCUUUGAACAAUUUCAAGCUGCACUCAGAAAAGCAGAACGAGGAUGUGUAUUUUGUUAUCUUGACUUCGCUGAUGUCGGCUGUUUCGACACGUUUUGGCGCAGCUACAGUGACGGGAGCCUGUCCGACACCCUGACCCGAGAACUGAUCACAGACGACAUGAGGGCAGCAGAGGGAGGAGCAGACUUGUACAUACAUGUCCGAGUCCUGCACUCUGCUACAGAGGAGGGAGACUUCUCAGACCAGGACCCAAGUGGCACAGCAGGCCGAGGCCCCCCACAUCCUGGUCCAUCUGGGGAACAUACAGGACAGGGUCCUCCUGCACCAGGCAGCGGUAACCAUGGUGAUGACAUGCCUCCUGGUUACCAUGGUGAUGGACCAGGUGGGCUGCAGGUGUCAGGUGGUGGUGACGUCAUCCAGGUGAAGCGGGAGCCAGUUGAACAGGUGCCGUCGUGCUGCAUGAUGGGAAAUGUGAAAUCAGAGAUAAAGGGUGAACUGGCGGGUCCACUUCUCAAGAGAGAAGAAACAGAGAUGAAGGGUGAGCUGGCGGGUCCAUUUCUCAAGAGAGAAGAAACAGAACUAGACAGACAGCUAGCCGCAGUUGCUGACAGUCUGGGUUCCAUGUGGGAGCGGCUGGCUUUAUCUCUCGGCUUCACCACUGACUACAUCCGGGACCUGACAGCCACACAGCCCCCCUCCCUCCGUCCUCGCCAGCUGAUCUGUAAUUGGAUGGAGAGGAACUUAGGUGACGUCACUCUGGAACAGUUGGUGCAGGCCCUGAGGGAUGCUGGGAUACAUGAGGUUGCAGAUGCAGCAGCUUCUGGUCAAAUUUUCCUGACAGAAGUGGAAUCUGAAGCUGCAAAAGGGAAGCCAGAUGGAGACAUGGAUACCGCCGGGCCUGAGGGUGGGGAAAGGAUACCAGAUGUCUCUGAUAGUGAAUCAGAAACAGGUGGUAGCAACAUGGAGGCAAGUAGCGUAUCUGAGGAAGAUCGAAGCACAUCUCUAGAUUCUGAAUCCCAGAACAGUACAGUCAGCCCUCCCAUAUAUCCAACAGGAGAAGACGCCUUGGCCUGGAAUGACUACAUCCAAGACUUCUUCAAGACUGAUGAAGACACGGCAAGGUCUAUCCAGAAGAGCUGGCCAAAUGCUAGCCAGGUAACAAAACUUGAUCUAACAUGUGGAAAAUAUUUUUGGUCCGAUGUUACCCCACUGCACACUAGUGAUGUCCAACUUCUACUGCAGUUCCUCCCUCAGCUGCCCAACCUGCAGGAGUUAGCACUUUGUGUCAGCUGUCAGGGGGAGGAGGAGGCUGAACACAUCAACCAGCUGUAUGGGGUGCAACACCCAUUGAAGACUCUUACGCUUAGGACAAGGGACUGGUCAUUGGACAAGAUGACGAGACUGUUGAAACUGAUAUUGAAACAGUUCCCUCUAUUAGAAGAAAUAGAUCUCAGUCACAAUCUCAGUAACAAUAACAUUAGUGAUGAGGCAGUGCCUGGUCUUACUAAAUGUAUUGGUUCAUGUCAGAACCUGAAGAAGGUGGACCUUAGCCGUAACAAGUUGUCUGACAGGGGAGACUUCUUACCUCCCCUCCCCAACUUGGAGGAGAUAGAUCUCAGUCACAAUGUCAUUAGUGAUGAGGCAGUGCCUGGUCUUGCUAAAGGUCUUAGUUCAUGUCAGAAACUGAAGAAGGUAAAUCUUGGUUUUAACAAGUUUUCUAAUGUUGGAGAACUGAUGAAACCUUUUAUCAACCUUCCCUUCCUGAGACAUGUACAUUUGUAUUACAACUCCAUCAGUGACGAGUCCCUCCCCGCCAUAGCUGCAUGGCUGAAGCUUAGCACAGCUGUGGAGGACGUCGAUCUGGGUUAUAACAUGUUCAGUGCUGAAGGGGUCCGGGACUUUGUGAGAACCAUGAAGGGCAAGGCUUACAGGUGGAAGGAUCACCUCCUGUAUGACGGCAGCCAGGCUGAUGUGAGCGAGGCUGCACUGGCAGGUGGGGAGGGUGCACGGAGGGAGGAACAGCAGUUGGAGAGGUUGGGGAGUUGGACAUAUUUGAUAAAAGUGAAGGUCAGGCAACUGAAUGUUGUGAUUAGUCAUGUGAUUAGUCAUGAAGGUCCCAGGUCAAAUAAUACACAGCUAGCAUCACCCUGA